Molecule: messenger RNA, 582 nt
Organism: Trypanosoma conorhini
Lineage: Eukaryota; Euglenozoa; Kinetoplastea; Trypanosomatida; Trypanosomatidae
Exons: 1
Coding region: 1-582 (193 amino acids)
Source: RefSeq, a predicted model, not a curated record
AUGACCAGUUGUUGUGUUUCGCGAACUCUCCUGGAGAGCUUCAGGCUUUUCUUUGCCUUUGCGGCGCUCGCCCUGGCCGUGGUGCCGUUGUUCAUUCCCGUAUUUACGGCUCCCGAUGACCUGACCGGAGUCAACGCAAGCAGCAACUCCACAAAGGGCAAGAUAACCCUGUGGGAGGAGCGUUUCUGGGUGCCGGGGGUCGACCAUGAGGAACUCGUCAAGGUGGAGCUUGUGGACUACUUCACAUGUAACAACGGCAGGAGGCGCAUUCAAAUUACAGAGGGCAUUGCUAUCGUGGCGUGUGUCGUGACGGGGUUAAACUUUGUUAUGUGCAUUUUCUCUUUUUUUGCCGGUCGACUGCUUUACUUCGCGCUGGCCAUUUACUUCCCUCUGGCCGUUGGGGCCUCCGCGACGGUGUUCGCCCUGCUGCUGGAGUGGUUCUACGGGGGCUGGUGCGAGAGCCAGCCACCCCUCUCGGAGCGGAGUGGGGUGCAUUGGAAGUACGACGUUGGGUGGUUUCUCCUGGUCGUCUCCACGGGCUUCUCGCUUCUGGGCCUCAUCUCCACGUUCAUUAUACGCUGA